Mugil cephalus (flathead mullet) is the source of this 1506-nucleotide messenger RNA. RefSeq names its product chemokine (C-C motif) receptor 7 (gene ccr7). The transcript has 3 exons. Gene Ontology annotation, cellular component: membrane. Bases 90 to 1208 code for a protein of 372 amino acids. The record is from RefSeq and is a predicted model, not a curated record. Gene Ontology annotation, molecular function: chemokine (C-C motif) ligand 19 binding; chemokine (C-C motif) ligand 21 binding; C-C motif chemokine 19 receptor activity. NCBI's taxonomy places the organism in Eukaryota, Metazoa, Chordata, Actinopteri, Mugiliformes, Mugilidae. Gene Ontology annotation, biological process: inflammatory response; chemotaxis; G protein-coupled receptor signaling pathway.
UCAGAACGUAAUUAAAUGUAAUAGUGUCAUUAGAUUACCUAAACUUGUACUAACCAAAAGUCUGGGUCGUAUUUGCCACUAUUCGGUAGAUGGAUGCAGAUAACCUAAACCUUCUGCCCACUGUGCUGAUAUGGUUAGUUCAUUUCAAGUUUUGCUUGUCUGACGAAAUUGGAGAGAAUUCAACCGUGGAUUAUAGCUCGAUCCCCAGUGUGGAUUAUGAUGACUUUCCUACAUUGUGCGUGAAAAACCAUUCCUUCCGUCUCUGGUUUAUUUCUAUCUUCUACUCCAUCAUCUGCAUUCUGGGACUGGCAGGAAACCUACUUGUCAUCCUCACCUUCUUCUACUUCAAGCGCCUCAAGACCAUGACGGAUGUGUACCUGCUCAACUUGUCCUUUGCGGACCUUCUCUUUUCUCUGUCACUCCCCUUUUGGGCAGCCAACUCGGUGGUGAAGUGGGUGCUGGGCUUGCCGCUGUGCAAAGUCAUACACGCAAUUUACAAGGUCAGCUUAUACAGCAGCAUGUUCCUUCUCUCCUUCAUCAGCGUGGACCGCUACUUUGUCAUCGCCAAAGCCAUCUCUGCUCACCGUCACCGCUCUCAAGCAGUCUUUAUCAGCAAAGUGUCAUCAGCUAUCACCUGGGUCCUGGCACUGGUCUUCUCCAUGCCAGAGAUAAUCUACACCAAUAUCAACAACAACACCUGCACUCCUUUUUCCAGCACUGUCGACAAGUUCCGCAUCAGCAUCCAGGCCAGUCAGAUUGCUGUGGCUUUUGUCCUCCCGUUACUGGUCAUGACGUUCUGUUACUGCAGCAUUGUUCGCACCCUUUGCCAAGCUCGUAGCUUUGAACGGAACAAGGCCAUCAAGGUGAUUCUUGCUGUGGUCAUUGUGUUUCUCGUCUGCCAGCUCCCUUAUAACGUGGUCCUGUUUUGGGCCACAGUUUUCACAGCAAACGGAGGAACAGAAGACUGCAAAUAUCACAACAGUCUCAUCUAUGCUACCGAUGUCACCCAGGUCGUGGCCUUCAUGAGGUGCUGCCUGAAUCCCUUUGUCUAUGCCUUCAUUGGUGUGAAGUUUCGUCAUGACCUGCUGAAGCUAAUGAAGCGCUUUGGUUGCAUGAGCCAGGAGAUGUUCUUCAAAUAUGCAUAUGGCAAUAGGAGGAGGAGCUCGGCAGCCACCGAAACCGAGUCCACCACCACGUUCUCUCCUUAAAGCGGUUUCUGUAUGGAUGGCCUGUGUGGUUCUCACAUGCAGACCACACAGUGGUCAUUCAAAACUAUAUAUCCGAUAUGUACAUAGCAAGAGUUAUAUGAAUGAAAUGGUUGUUUUUUGCAGUAGUUUUUUUUUUCUUUUUUGCCAUCUUUGUUUCUGUGUCUUUGUUUUCUUUGAUUAGUUCAAAUCAACCAAAGCUUUGGUUAUUUUGAUGCAUUUGCAAUGUAAUCCUAAUAAUAACAUAACUACAGUGCUUCCACCCAGAUAUUGAAGUGUGCAUUAAAGUAACUAAACAAAG